AUGAGGCUCCAAAUGACUUCUGUUUCAUCCAGAAACCGCUACCAUGUAGUGAUACAUGCUGUGUUCAUUGUUCUGGCAGUUAUUACUCAGGUGAUGACAAGUGUUGUUUUUAACCUGGGGAAGGACAGCUGGGUGCCAAAUGGUAAGUCACUUCUUAACUGUGCUUUAAAAUGAUGUUAUUCAGCCAGAAGGCAGAUUCAGAGUUGUGAAAUUUGGAAAAUAUCUGGUUUUAAGGAGCUGGUGUGUGCUCAUUUUGGGAUAGUUUGUGUUAAAAUUCUACCAGGAAGGUUCAUUUUGUAAGUAAUUGAGUUGUUUAUUGUCAGCUUUCUUUUUAAAGACAGAAGAAAGUAUUACUUUUAGUUUUUUUCCAGUGAUAAAUUUAAUGAUAAUGAUCAGUUGCUAAAUCUUGAGUUAAAGUUCUUGAAAAAAAAAUGUGUACAUGAACUCAACAUGACACCUGUGUACUUUCAACAAAAGGGACUUCUGGCUUUGGAGCCACGUGCCUUGAUAAAAGCCAAUUAAACAACACACACACACACACACACACACACACACACACACACACACACACACACACACACACACACACACACACAACUGAUAUCUGAACAUAAAAUGAGAUACAAUUACGGUGUUUGCAGCAGAGUGAAUAUUGAAAAUACACAAACCAAAGCACUGAUUUUCUGAUUUUUCCUCAAGCUAUAAAAUGUAUCUGUUUUAAAAAAACAAAACAAGAAUAAGUGAUUAUUUUUCUUGCCUUCCAGCUCUAUUCAAGACAUCACACAGGAAUGUAUCAGAGACCUUCCCUCUGGAGGUGACGAUGGACUGGUGGUCACAGCUGUACUGGAAUAUGAUCGACGUCUGGUCCACAGUUUGGCUCUUCUAUGGAGUGGUCGGCCUCCUCAACAGGUAGCAUGGACACUGUUACAGUUACAGCUAUGUUGAAGGGUGAUCUACCAGAGAAACUGUAAACAUUUACAAUUUGAAUGGAAGACUAAAAGGGCAGACUGUGUGAUUGAAAGGUAAUAAUAGAAUGUGAAAGGCAGAACUGAACUUCAUUAUGCAGAAUCAUUUUGAGUACGCUUGUAGAAGUUCGGCUAAAUGUCAACUCUCAUUUAAAUCAAAGUUGUCAAAUAAUUGUAGGUUAUAUAAAACUGCAAACAAAUUCAGAGCAAGUUUAAUCUUAAUGUAUUUACAAUUUUAUAUGUUGUAAGAUUAUACAAAAUCUGACUGAAGCUUCACGUUUACAUAAAACUUUAAGAACUUCUCAAGAUUUCCAGGUUAGGCUGCAUGUGUGAACGCACACAGUUUAUGUUUUUGGCCCUCAAAUAACUGUGUCCAAGAGGGUCAGAGAUGAUUGCAUGUGACUGGUGCAAACUUCUAGAUUUUUCAGGGCGCACGUGUGAAAGAAUCCAUAAAGUUACUAUGGAAUUUAAAAUCAGAGCCAAACACUGUUCACACCUCUGCAUGUAUGGUGACUUUUUUUUUCUAGCUUAUGUAAAAGCUGAUAACAACCAGGCUUUACAAUACAAAACGAGUCUAUGGCAUUUAUAUGGGCCACGUUUUAUAUGAAUCAAUUUCGUUUCACUUUCAUGUUACAUGUAUUUUCUCAGUUUGAUCACAUAGCUCGCAGUGAAUUCAACAUCAAAUUAGAGACCACUUCUGUUCAACAAACAAGAAUCUCCUACCAUCUGUUGAUCUAAAUUAAAGUUGUUUUUUUAGUUUUCUCUCACUAAUAUGUGGAUUGCACUCUCUUGCAAGACAGAGCAGAAGAACCCUCUUCAAAAUGCUGAUCACGACCAAUAAGACUACAGGCAAGAGAGGCACUCCUUCCCCCGAGACGACACAAAAAUCAACAAAUAAAUAAAACAAAGCCAGUGCAGUCUCUACACCUCCAUUGUUUUGCACUUGAUUCCCAUAGGGCCCUUGUUAGUAAUGUAUCUGCCUGCCUGGAUGAAACUUGCUCCUUGUCCACAGGUUCUCUACAUAGUGCUUAUUUUGCUUGCUAACUUGCGACUUGCCAAGCUAACAUUUCGCUUUGCCCAGUUCCCACUAUGACUUGGCAUGUUGCAGUUCUAACAUCAUUCACGUCAUUCUCCCAUCUGUAGAGAUGCUCUCGGCCCUGAGUCUUGCAACCCAGACAUCCAUCCUCCGAUGUUUUAUCUGAUGUGGACCAUGAUUAAUAUUUCCAGAAUGCUGAGCAUGUCUUUGUGGGAGAGUCAGUAAGUUGUGUCAACUAAACUACAUAAGAUUUACCCUCACAUAGAAAUAUGUGCCUCUAAAGGCUACUGUGUCUUUCUACAGCGCGAUCAAUGGAACUUCUAUGGUUGGGUGGAUCCCUCCUGUACUCAGUUUCUACAUGCUCUAUGUGUCCUACUCUAACCUGGACAAGCACAAAGCCUGGCUGUCAAUCAACAGACCAGCAGUGAUCUCAUGGACACGAUACCUGGUGAGGAUGCUACAUUACCAAACCAGCUUUGUUGUUAGAUAUAUUCUGUGUUAAAAGUGGUUGAUUUGCAGAUAUUACUGUAUCACUAUAUGAAGGAGUGAUUUUUAAUAUUUCUAUUUUGUAGAUCCAGAACGGCUUAGCAGCAUUUGCCUGGUGGUCUCUCUUAAAUUAUUUGGUGGGCCUUGGCAUUGUGUUCAAGUACAGUGCAGGAAUGCCAGACCCACUGAUCAGCACAGCAGUCCUCACAUUAGUCUCUUUGUGUACUGUAACAUGGUGAGAAUGAAAGACUAAAUAUGCAUUUUAAUGUGAUUAAUUUGCCCUUUUGUUCGCAAGGCAAUGGUUUUUGUUGCUCCCUCCCUCCCUCAGGUUCCUCCUCCAGAGCUGCCUGUUGAAAAAGUAUCUAUGCUACACAUUCAGUGUCUAUCCUAUGCUCAUCCUGGGCCUGGGCGCCAUGUUCACCAGAAGCUAUCGCAUCCACGACCUCGGAGCAAACACUGUCUUUUGCGGUAAAUGUCACCACAGAGCACAAACGCAUUUAAAUAUAAUCAAAUCUGUCCUUUUGUCCUGAACACAUCCCUGACUUUCUCUUAUCUUUAGGCCUCCUCAUGAUCCUGAUGACCAUCCUGAGCAUUACCCAUUUAAUCUCUGAAUGUUUGCGCCAAGAUAACUCAAGCACUGUGGAGCCCAAUGUGACAUUUGUGGAGACAGUGUGGCAGCCUGAAGGCAACAUGAAAAACAAACUUCCAAAGUGCUGA
Messenger RNA from Xyrichtys novacula (pearly razorfish), 3204 nucleotides. The record is from the annotation of a GenBank genome assembly. Lineage: Eukaryota; Metazoa; Chordata; Actinopteri; Labriformes; Labridae.